Molecule: messenger RNA, 889 nt
Organism: Brassica rapa (field mustard)
Lineage: Eukaryota; Viridiplantae; Streptophyta; Magnoliopsida; Brassicales; Brassicaceae
Source: RefSeq, a predicted model, not a curated record
CUCUAAUCGGGGUUCCCUUUCUUCUCUCUCAUUUUCCCCCUUUCUCGACAAAACUCUAAGAGAAAUCAAUCUGGAUUCUCCAUCUCCUUCUCUCUCGUUCUCUCUCUAUUUCCAUCUCCGCCUCGAUUCUCCAUCUCCGGUUCUCCAUCUCCGCCUCGAUUCUCCAUCUCCGCCUCGAUUCUCCAUCUCUGAUUCUCCAUCUCCGCCUCGAAUCUCCAUCACUCUCCUUCAUCGCCGCUUCUCCCAGCUCCGAUUCAACUCCUGUUCUACAUCUCUUAGGUUUCAACUUAGGUUCGAACACAACAUUAUGGACAAAGCUUGGGUACAUCUAAACAGAGUUGAUCCUGGAUAUGAGAGAGGGGCUUCAAAGUUUGUCCGGGAUGUGGCUUCAGCAAUGGGAGGGGUUGAUGUUAUUGUAUGUCCGUGUAUUGACUACUGUAACAUAGUUCGACGUUCAGCAAGUGUGGUACUUGAUCAUCUUGUUUCUAGGGGUAUGGAGGAGGGUUAUAAGAUGCGGGCUGAUUGGUAUCUACAUGGAGAGUUGAACGAAGAGGUUGCUGAUGAAAGCAAAGGAAGUGAGUGGAACGAUGAGAUCUAUGGGUUGUUCAGAGCUGCUGAGUGUUUUGAUGAAGAGUUAGCUGGUAUGGGGAAUCUAUCUGAUAUGGCAGAGGGAGAGGACAAGAAAGAAGAUGAGUUCUUGGCAAAGCUAGCUGGCGCUGAAACACCAUUGUAUCCGAGCUGUUCAAGCCAUAGCAAGUUAUCUGCAAUUGUUUCGUUGUUCAGAUUGAAGACUCAGAAUGGAUGGUCUGACAAGAGCUUCAAUGAUUUGCUAGAGACCUUGCCAGACAUGUUACCUGAAUAAAAUGUCUUGCACACAUCACUCUAUGAC